GGUCGCAGGAAAAGUGCGUCACACUAGGAGCGGGAAGCAGCGGGCUGGUGGUGCCGUGGUGCAGCGGUUUGAUCCGUAACCGUCUACUCUUCAUGUAUUAUUUAGCUAGCAAACAGCUAGCGGGCUAGCUAAAUAAGAAGCAACUGAGGACUGACCAUGCCGCGGGAAAUCAUAACGCUUCAGCUUGGACAGUGUGGAAAUCAAAUCGGAUUUGAGUUUUGGAAACAGCUGUGUGCAGAGCAUGGCAUCAGUCCAGAGGGGAUUGUUGAAGAGUUUGCUACAGAAGGGACCGACAGAAAGGACGUCUUCUUUUAUCAGGCAGACGAUGAGCACUACAUCCCUCGAGCAGUUCUUCUGGAUCUGGAGCCAAGGGUGAUCCACUCCAUCCUCAAUUCCCCCUAUGCAAACUUGUACAACCCUGAGAACAUCUAUCUGUCCGAGCAUGGCGGGGGUGCUGGGAAUAACUGGGCGAGUGGAUAUUCACAGGGCAAAAAAAUCCAAGAAGACAUAUUUGACAUCAUUGACAGGGAGGCAGAUGGCAGUGACAGUCUGGAGGGAUUUGUCCUGUGUCACUCCAUUGCUGGGGGGACAGGCUCUGGCCUUGGAUCUUACCUGUUGGAGAAACUCAAUGACAGGUACCCAAAGAAGCUGGUGCAGACAUACUCAGUUUUCCCCAACCAGGAUGAGAUGAGCGACGUGGUUGUCCAGCCGUACAACUCACUGCUCACAUUGAAGAGGCUCACCCAGAAUGCAGACUGUGUGGUGGUGUUGGAUAACACAGCUUUAAAUCGCAUAGCCACUGACAGACUGCACAUCCAGAACCCAUCGUUCUCCCAGAUCAAUCAGCUGGUUUCCACCAUCAUGUCUGCAAGCACAACCACCCUGCGCUAUCCAGGCUACAUGAACAACGACCUGAUUGGCCUGAUUGCAUCUCUCAUCCCCACACCUCGCCUCCACUUCCUCAUGACUGGAUACACACCGCUCACUACAGACCAGUCGGUUGCCAGUGUGAGGAAAACCACAGUACUGGAUGUGAUGAGGAGACUUCUGCAACCCAAGAAUGUAAUGGUGUCCACAGGGAGGGAAAGGCAGCCGAGCCACUGCUAUAUUGCCAUCCUUAAUAUCAUCCAGGGAGAAGUGGACCCCACACAGGUGCACAAAAGCCUUCAAAGAAUCCGGGAGCGUAAACUUGCAAGCUUUAUCCCGUGGGGUCCCGCCAGCAUCCAGGUGGCAUUGUCUCGGAGGUCCCCGUACCUGCCCUCUGCUCACAGAGUCAGCGGUCUGAUGAUGGCCAACCACACUAGUAUCUCCUCACUGUUUGAGCGGACGUGCCGGCAGUACGACAAACUGCGUAAGCGUGAAGCCUUCCUGGAGCAGUUCCGCAAAGAGGAUAUAUUCAAGGACAACUUUGAUGAGCUAGACAACUCUCGCGAGGUGGUGCAGCAGCUGGUGGAUGAGUACAGUGCAGCCACGCGGCCUGACUACAUCUCCUGGGGAACGCAAGAACAAUGAACAGAUUAUUUGUCUUGUUUCUCAACUACAACUUUAUCUGUAUACAUGCUUAUCUAGCUUAAUCUAACUCAAGUCUCCUAUUUUGAAAUAUUUUUCCCUGGAAAAUAGACAGGUAUUUGACUAGAGCUGCUUUGAAAAAAUAUUUAUUGGCGUGUUAUAGCAUGUAAUUGUUACGUGUCACAUCCUGGUGAUAUUCAGAUCCCUUUGAUAUAACAGAAAAUAGAUAAAAGCCCUUCUUAAUCGUUCAGUGAAGUUUAAACAAGAGUACUUGUAUCUUGCAAGUCUUUGCAGAAACGUUGUACAAAAAGGCUAUAAAUGGUUCUUACUGGUUCUUUUCCUUCUCCAGUACUCAGCUUGUAUUUUUAUUUUUUCACUGAUGUUUGAGCUGUUGCCUUGUUAUGUUCUAUUUUUAUACUCAGUAUAGCACUUAAGUUUAUCUUCUUUUGUUUCACAGCAAAAACACCCACCAUACAAAGUGAUUGCCUUCAAUAAUUGUAGGUUAGUGAUGUUUGAUGCAAGUUCAUGCAUCAGUAACACUUCUGACAUGGUGCUUUGUACUGUCUGCUGCUGAUAACACAUUGCACAUUAGCUUUCACUGUACAUGACCAACAAGAAUGUCACAUAUAAGUUGGGCUCAAGCCAAAAAUUACCUACAAAAAUACCCGCCAUACAGUCAUUUACAGCAUUUGUCAGCUUCAAUAAAGAAGCUACGGAUCUAGUGUCACACUUUGUCUCUAUGCCUGUAAAUAUCCCCCAAAACAAAGCUGGUUCAAUGGCGUCUGUAUUGUUUAAAAUGAAUAUACAGUUACCCAGUGCUUCUCUUGUUGGACCUGUUUAAAAUAAUGAAUAAACACAUUUUCUAUUA
Cheilinus undulatus (humphead wrasse) is the source of this 2377-nucleotide messenger RNA. RefSeq names its product tubulin, gamma 1 (gene tubg1). The record is from RefSeq and is a predicted model, not a curated record. Gene Ontology annotation, cellular component: gamma-tubulin complex; cytoplasm; spindle. Gene Ontology annotation, biological process: cytoplasmic microtubule organization; mitotic spindle organization; mitotic cell cycle. Lineage: Eukaryota; Metazoa; Chordata; Actinopteri; Labriformes; Labridae. Gene Ontology annotation, molecular function: structural constituent of cytoskeleton; GTP binding. Bases 157 to 1512 code for a protein of 451 amino acids. The transcript has 11 exons.